UCAGCUCAGCAUCGUUCGCUUUUUCGGUCUUUCCGUUUUGUGAUUUCGAGGAUAUUGCGUCCAGUGAAUUUGAGGUCAGUUUUUGAUAGCACAGCGUUGCCAAGUAAUAAGCAGCUCUAGAAAGUCUCGUGAAAACAGCUCUAAACGAUAGCUUAAUCUGAAAGGAUGGGCAAAGAGAAGAUCCAUAUUAACAUUGUGGUCAUUGGCCAUGUGGACUCCGGCAAGUCGACGACCACCGGCCACUUGAUCUACAAAUGCGGCGGUAUCGACAAGCGUACGAUCGAGAAGUUCGAGAAGGAGGCCCAGGAAAUGGGAAAGGGCUCCUUCAAGUACGCUUGGGUGCUGGACAAGCUGAAGGCGGAGCGGGAGCGCGGCAUCACCAUCGACAUUGCCCUGUGGAAGUUCGAGACGUCCAAGUACUAUGUGACCAUUAUCGAUGCCCCCGGUCAUAGGGAUUUCAUCAAGAACAUGAUUACCGGUACCUCUCAGGCCGAUUGUGCGGUGCUGAUAGUCGCCGCCGGAACUGGUGAGUUCGAGGCCGGGAUCUCCAAGAACGGGCAGACCCGCGAGCACGCCCUUUUGGCCUUCACGCUGGGCGUGAAGCAGCUCAUUGUGGGCGUCAACAAGAUGGACUCCACUGAGCCGCCGUACAGCGAGGCCCGCUACGAGGAGAUCAAGAAGGAGGUGUCCUCGUACAUCAAGAAGAUUGGCUACAAUCCGGCCUCGGUGGCCUUCGUCCCCAUCUCCGGAUGGCACGGCGACAAUAUGCUGGAGCCCUCCGAGAAGAUGCCCUGGUUCAAGGGAUGGUCCGUGGAGCGCAAGGAAGGCAAGGCAGAAGGCAAGUGCUUGAUCGACGCGCUGGACGCGAUCCUGCCACCCCAGCGUCCCACCGACAAGCCGCUGCGUCUGCCCCUCCAGGAUGUCUACAAGAUCGGAGGCAUUGGAACCGUACCAGUAGGUCGUGUGGAGACUGGUCUCCUCAAGCCAGGCAUGGUCGUCAACUUUGCGCCGGUCAACCUGGUCACCGAAGUAAAGUCGGUGGAGAUGCACCACGAGGCUCUCACCGAAGCGAUGCCCGGCGACAACGUCGGCUUCAACGUGAAGAACGUGUCCGUGAAGGAGCUCCGUCGUGGCUACGUGGCCGGCGAUUCCAAGAACAAUCCUCCUAGGGGAGCAGCCGAUUUUACCGCCCAGGUGAUUGUGCUCAACCAUCCGGGUCAGAUCGCCAAUGGCUACACUCCCGUUUUGGAUUGCCACACGGCUCACAUUGCCUGCAAGUUUUCCGAGAUCAAGGAGAAGUGCGACCGUCGUACGGGCAAGACCACCGAGACGGAGCCGAAGGCUAUUAAGUCCGGGGAUGCGGCCAUCAUUGUGCUGGUGCCCAGCAAGCCGCUGUGCGUAGAGAGCUUCCAGGAGUUCCCACCGCUGGGACGGUUCGCUGUGCGCGAUAUGAGGCAGACCGUGGCCGUGGGCGUCAUUAAGUCGGUCAACUUUAAAGAGACGACCUCGGGCAAGGUGACAAAAGCCGCUGAGAAGGCACAGAAGAAGAAAUAACUAGGGUGCCAGCAGAACAACGUCAUCACUCGAACCAAACAACAACAAGAACAGACGGCUAGAGCAACAGCAACAUCACACAACAACAAUACACAUGUCAAAAUUAUAAUACCCACUCGACGAUCAAAAUCACACCAUAGCUCCAUGGCAACCGAGACACCAAUUACUACUAUUACUAGCUGCAGGCAGAGGCAGAUAUUAACCGAAAUCGAGCAGAUUAUACCCUAUAUAAUAACCACACGUACGAUUAGCGAGGAGAGAGGCAUCAGCUGCAGCGAGGAUGCGAAGGAGGAGUCCUUCCAGCUGGCCGGGUCGGUUUUGGUCGCCUUCGCCGUGGUGGUGGUCUACUGCAGCUAUCUGAACAUGUAUCGUCAUCGCAAGUCCUUUCGCAGGAAACCACCCACUGACCACUCCGUAGAGUGGAUAGGGACCUCCGGAGUACUGCUGUAGCCUGCCCCUUCGAUAUAUACUCAUCUCUACAACUAACUUUACAUUUGAUUAGCAGCCACACAUCCGGUCGCAUCCACCUGUUUCGAAUGGAUUUUAAACACUUUUUAUACUUUUGAUAAGUCAAGUCGGAGGCAUUCGAUUUAAAAUCUAUUUAAAUAUGUAAUUUCCGAAUUUAGUUGUAAACCACGUCCAAAAACCACGCUCCCAAAGAUCCCCUGAACCAAAAAGACUACAUUCGCAAUGAAUUCAAAAUUUUCUCUUGAAACCAAAAGACAAAUGCUUAAGAAGUAUUACAAAAAAGAAAUCAACAUUACACACAUAAUCAUGCGGUUUUUGAAAACAUUCUAAAUGUUUCAUCGAGCCUCAUUUGCAUUUGCAUUUGCAUACUACAUAAUAUACGUUAUCCACAUGUCAUUUCAUUGCCCAUAAUAACCUGCAUAUUAUACACGUUAAUCUCACACUCUGAAUUUAUACAAAUCGAAAACAAUUGUAACCGACACCAGAACAAUUCUUGGAUACAGAACAUGUUGCUUGAUACAAGAUCUUUUAAAUGAUGAGAAAAAUAAAGGAAGCUUAACCGUAAAUACCACA
Molecule: messenger RNA, 2595 nt
Organism: Drosophila teissieri
Lineage: Eukaryota; Metazoa; Arthropoda; Insecta; Diptera; Drosophilidae
Gene: eEF1alpha2
Product: elongation factor 1-alpha 2
Exons: 5
Coding region: 166-1554 (462 amino acids)
Biological process (GO): translational elongation; translation
Molecular function (GO): GTPase activity; translation elongation factor activity; GTP binding
Source: RefSeq, a predicted model, not a curated record